This is a messenger RNA of Cryptococcus wingfieldii CBS 7118, 495 nucleotides long. Its product is annotated as 50S small subunit ribosomal protein L31e. Gene Ontology annotation, molecular function: structural constituent of ribosome. Gene Ontology annotation, cellular component: cytosolic large ribosomal subunit; ribosome. Gene Ontology annotation, biological process: cytoplasmic translation. The record is from RefSeq and is a predicted model, not a curated record. Bases 1 to 495 code for a protein of 164 amino acids. The transcript has 5 exons. Lineage: Eukaryota; Fungi; Basidiomycota; Tremellomycetes; Tremellales; Cryptococcaceae.
AUGGUGAGUCGUGAGGGUACAGCGGGCACGCAGGACGGCAUAUCCCAGAGGGGCGAGAGUGGGGAGGGCGGUGGAACAAGGAGCACGGAGGAAGGCUUGAGGGUUGAGUUUGAGAAAGUUGCCACCAAGGAACGCAAGACCCGAACUCCCCGAUCCGCCCUUCACGACGUUGUCACCAGGGAGUACACCAUCCACCUCCACAAGCGUGUCCACGACCUCUCCUUUAAGAAGAAGGCCCCCAAGGCCAUCAAGGAGAUCAUCAAGUUCGCCCAGAAGUCUAUGGGUGUUAACGACGUCCGUGUCUCUCCCGGACUCAACCAGGCCGUCUGGGCCCGAGGUGUCCGAUCUCCCCCCCGCAGGAUCAGGGUCAGGCUCGAGAGGAAGAGGAACGACGACGAGGGUGCCAAGGAGAAGCUCUACGUGCUUGCUUCUGUUGUCGAGGGUGUUACCAGCUUCAAGGGUCUCCAAACCGCCGUCGUCGAGAACGACGAGUAA